UCAAAUUCCUACUCAUCAUGGAUAUUUAUAAACUAAUAUUAGCUUAUUAGGACAAGCCACCCCAUUCUUAUUCUUUUGCUAUUCAUUUCCCCCCCUCCUUAUAAAGUCCAAGUUCGUUAGAUUUAGUAGAGGGAAAAUUUUUCUUAGUGAAGUGACUGACAGAUACAACCAAAAUAAUUUUCAUUUUGACCAAUGAAAGGUUAUUGCUUAUCACACCAGUCACCAUCAAGAUAAGAACAAGAUCAACCAUUAUUAUUGCAGCAAACAGUAGCUACAGAUGGGAGAUAAAAAGCUCAGAAAUCAUGGAAGAAACUUUAGAAUGGUUUCCAUUGUGACUAUGGAAAAUUACUAUGAUUCUGGUUGGCAUCCGGGCACAACCUGGGCUCAAUGCAGCGAUCAUUCUCCUUUUGCAGUGCCUACACAAAUACUGCCUCAUGUAUCUGACCCUGCCUCUCUUCAAUUUGGUGAGUUUCACUCAUGGCCAGUACCCAUUGAAGGGAGUGCCCAAGAGAGACCAACAAGUGCUUCCAAGAGUCACAGUCAAGCAGAAAAAAGGCGGAGAGAUAGGAUCAAUGCACAGCUUGCAACUCUCAGAAAACUAAUUCCCAAGUCUGAUAAGAUGGACAAGGCAGCUUUACUAGGGAGUGUGAUAGAGCAGGUCAAAGAUCUAAAGCGAAAGGCAAUGGAUAUUAGCAGAGCCUCCACAGUUCCAAGUGAGAUUGAUGAAGUAUUAAUUGACUAUGACCAUGUUCAAGAUGAAAGCUGCACUAAAGUUAACAAAUUGAACGACAACAUUUGCAUCAAAGCUUCUGUUUGCUGCGAUGAUAGACCAGAACUGUUCCCUGAACUCAUUCAAGUCCUCAAAGGGUUGAGACUCACAGCAGUUAAAGCUGACAUAGCAAGUGUAGGUGGCAGGAUUAAAAGCAUAUUGGUGCUUUGUUCUAAGGACAGUGGAGAGAGCGUUUGCCUUAGCACUCUCAAACAGUCCCUUAAAUCAGCUGUGACCAAAAUUGCUUCAUCAUCCAUGGCAUCUAAUUGCCCCACUAGAAGUAAGAGGCAAAGGUUUUUCUUGCCUUCUCAUUGCCUAUAGUAAUUUAUUGCAAAAUUAUUUUUCUUAUUUUCUUAGGUGGGUCAUUCCAGUGGGGCAAGUAUGUGCUUUACUUUUCAAUAUUUAUAUACCUAUCAGAUAUAUAGUUUGUCCAUUAGGAAGCUAAAAUAUUGGUUUUGUGCCACCAAUUAAGGGAAAGUUGAAGAGUGGGAAAUUAAUUGAAAGUAAGGUAUAUAAAAGGUUAAGCAAAGAAAUCAGCUGAAUGGUCACUUGCUGCUUCAAAAAUAGAAAAUUAGCACCUUGAUCUACAUAUCAUCCAAUCUAUAUGAACAUUGGGUGAGUAAAAUAGUGAAUAACGUGCCAAGAAAAAGAACAGUGAAUAAGUGGAAAAAGCAAUUGAUUAUUGGGUUGAGAAGACAGCUUUCAGUGUUAUAUCAUACCAUGUUUGACUUUUACUAGUGAUCAAUGGAUUCAGCAAAUGUUGGCACGUCCACUCAAGUAGUUUUCGUUGUUGUGCAAGUUGCUCUUGU
This is a messenger RNA of Abrus precatorius (Indian licorice), 1578 nucleotides long. Its product is annotated as transcription factor bHLH51-like. The record is from RefSeq and is a predicted model, not a curated record. Gene Ontology annotation, molecular function: protein dimerization activity; DNA-binding transcription factor activity. The coding region runs from base 278 to 1090 and encodes 270 amino acids. NCBI's taxonomy places the organism in Eukaryota, Viridiplantae, Streptophyta, Magnoliopsida, Fabales, Fabaceae. The transcript has 2 exons. Gene Ontology annotation, biological process: regulation of DNA-templated transcription.